AUGAGUCUUCAAAUGCUUUUGGUAUUCAGUACCAUGAUCUUUCAAAUGAUCACCUUACUCCUUUUUGUACUCCCACUUCCACUCAUGGUCCGAUCCCAAAUCGUAUCAAUAUACAUCAAGAUCACAACGGCACAAAAUUUCCGAAUUUUCCUUGGAUUCAGCAUCACAUUGAUGUCAUUACAAUUUUAUGAUUGUUUACAACGAUUGGAAAAAUAUCACAAGGUUAAAGAAAAUGAUGUAUUACAAGGGUUUGUCAAUUAUGAUAAAUUGGCAAGUAAGUUUUAUAGUCAACGAAACUUGUAUUUAUCGGGAGCUAUCUUGUAUUUGUUGAUGGGUAUUUAUACUGUUGCUUCAAUUGUUAAGAAGUUGGUGUUGAAGGAGAAAUUGUAUAGACAAUUGAUUGCUGAAAGGGAUGAAUCGAGAACUGGUGGUGGGGAGAAGAGUGAUGGUGAGGAAGUUGUUAAAGUGAAACAUUUGAUUGAAUUGAAGCAAAAGGAUAUUGAUGCGUUAAAGAAGCAAUUGAAUGGCUUACAAACUGCCUAUGAUGGUUUGAAUAAAGGCGAGGAAAGAUCUAAAGAUGAUUGA
Molecule: messenger RNA, 585 nt
Organism: Lodderomyces orthopsilosis Co 90-125
Lineage: Eukaryota; Fungi; Ascomycota; Pichiomycetes; Serinales; Debaryomycetaceae
Exons: 1
Coding region: 1-585 (194 amino acids)
Biological process (GO): endoplasmic reticulum to Golgi vesicle-mediated transport; intracellular protein transport
Cellular component (GO): endoplasmic reticulum membrane; endoplasmic reticulum
Source: RefSeq, a predicted model, not a curated record